GCUGGAGAUCUGCCUUAGUUGUGAUGAUAUAUAUUCAUUCCUCAUUGCGUCGAUUUCUUCAAGUGUGUACAUCUACCCACUCCGUGUCCCUGUGCAGGAUGAAAUAGAAGAAUGAAGAACGACUGAACGUGACCACCCCCGGUCACCAUCAACAAAUAUCAGCCGACGUCAAGCCGCAUAUGUCAUCGCGCGCUGCGUCGCUCUGGACCGGUGCAGCAGUUGCCGCUGCUCGAGCAGCAAGAAGUAAACCACGGGGAACCACCCUUCUGUACCUGACCCUGCCAGAGCAGCUUCAGAACUUCGUCAGCGAAAUUCCGUCGCGGACCGAGGUUGGAGUGGAUCUUGAGGGACAUUUGGGGCGCUUUGGGAAACCCAGUUUACUUCAAAUUUACUCGCCGGCGCUGCAGCAACUCGCUCUCGUGGAUUUACUUGAGUGCAACAGGAACAGUGGUGCUUCAAGAGCCUUAAAGACAAAAGCGGCACGAGGGACAACGCAAACUCUGUCGUCGCCGGAGAGCAGCGCUUUCUCAAGCCCUUUACUGGAGGAAGAUGCAACUCGAGCAACAUUGCGAACUUUUUUCCAAGAGCGCACAGACGUCCGCAAAAUUUUCCACGAUUGUCGCGAGGACGCCGCGUUUUUGCGGGCACUUUACGAUAUCAAACUGCAAAACGCCUUCGACACCCAAGUUGCGCACCUGGCCCACUUGGAGCGCAAAGGCAGUACGAAAUACCUGGCGUCUCUGCCGGAGCUGUUAAGAAUCUUUCUCCCAGGCCUGUACAAAGAGCGCCGCUGGGACGCGGUGGAACGGGCGGGGCAGCGGUUGCAUGGUAGCUUCUCAUCGAGCUACGCUGCAGCAUUCACCGCAUCUACUUCAGAGAACCAGCUACACGAUGAGCAGGGCGACGGGGUGAAUGAUGAUGACGAAGAAAGCUAUGGACGACCACAGGCACAGCAGGACAAGCCAACAUUACACACCAAAAACAAAAACCUGUAUAACUCCGUAUGGGAGCACAGACCGCUCUCGCAAGACGCUCUUCACUACGCGGCAGAGGGAAGUUUGGUGCUCCCCCACCUUGCUGCAGCUUUACGACGGAUGCUUCGGGACCCGACCGGAGAAUUCGUCGCUCGGCGGACCCAGCAGCGUUACUUGCCAUACGCAGAGCUCAAUCGGGAGCUGUUCGCGUCGUCAAGGCCGGCAGACCUCGUAGAUAAGCACGGGCAGAGGUGCUGCUCUUCCGCGCGCGCGGAAGGUCAACAGACAGUCGCGACGGCGGUACAUCCUCACCUCUCAAGGGCCUCACGGGAGAGCGAUGGACUGUUGCAGAAUCACAGUCAAGCGUCUGACGAGGCGAGUCAAAAUCUAGAUGAGACAACACCUGAUGAAGACGAGCGCACCGUUUAUGUCGACGGAUUCGUUACAAACCGGACACCUGUAUGCAUUGCAAAUAUGUCUGGCUCUGGAAGGUUUGUUGCAACUACUUGUGAUGGGGAUUCUGCUCCAGGCAAAAAUCUGUCUUGCGCAGUCAAGCAAAGGUUAGGAUGUCCGAUUUUGGUUUUCAGGGUAUUUGUUUCUCAUGCACACUAGGCAUAAAAAAAAGAAAAACCCUCCGCGUGAUUUGUCAUGCCGUGAGCGCGUGUGCAAUGCAAAUCAGAAUCCUUCCAGACCAUGACGCAUUUGCAAUGCAUACCCCGAGGGGGAGACGCAUUUUUCCUGCAACGGCCUCAACGCAAUAGCGCACAAGGGAUUCGAAGCCUACCAGGUUGGCGAUACGGUGACCAACCUGCGCGUGUGCGGUCGCAACAGAAAGGGACUGUUUGUCCGGGAACAUUUGGCGCGACCCGCACGACCAAGGUGGGGCUGCAAUUGAUUUUUUUCUGCACUAAUGUUGACCACGAUGAACAGUUUCGGAUCAGCUAUGCGACAGUGCUGCGUUGAUGUGUGCGCCGACGAGCGUAAGUAGCGUACUUGUGCGACCCGCGCAGCACGAUGCUCAUGGCGACUUCUGGUUCAAU
Molecule: messenger RNA, 2014 nt
Organism: Amoebophrya sp. A120
Lineage: Eukaryota; Dinophyceae; Syndiniales; Amoebophryaceae
Source: the annotation of a GenBank genome assembly